This is a messenger RNA of Abrus precatorius (Indian licorice), 3926 nucleotides long. Its product is annotated as pyruvate kinase isozyme G, chloroplastic. The transcript is spliced from 12 exons. Gene Ontology annotation, molecular function: potassium ion binding; magnesium ion binding; pyruvate kinase activity. The record is from RefSeq and is a predicted model, not a curated record. NCBI's taxonomy places the organism in Eukaryota, Viridiplantae, Streptophyta, Magnoliopsida, Fabales, Fabaceae. Gene Ontology annotation, biological process: glycolytic process. Gene Ontology annotation, cellular component: cytoplasm; chloroplast stroma. The coding region runs from base 1924 to 3585 and encodes 553 amino acids.
GUCUGUGAUUGAUUUAAAGACAACAAAACGAUCAUUCUGAUCUAUGGUAAAUCACGUUAUGUAAACCAAAUAUUAUAACUGCUGAUGCUGCAAUUGAACAUCACCUAGUCGUAGAUAUUGUACAUCCUCAAAAUGCAGCUUCCCUGGUCAGUGAUGGAAUUUAAAGUCUGCACAACGUAUAGCUACAAAAAUAACAAGGUUGUUUCCAUCUUUUGCCAUCAACAGCAACACAAAAUAUCUGAUUACACUUGACAUCAAGUAAGAAACAGAAGCUGAGAUUUUAUACAUAUUGCAAGGCAAGGCAGACAAACUUAGGAAGUGUUAAAAAAAGUGGUAACGACCUUAACCUUGCUAAGAGGUAGCGGCCUUUAUGGCUUUCUGCAACUCUGAUUCCACAUCACCCGCCACGCUUUGUGACUUGUUUGGUUGUUUUUUCUCAUCCUCUUGUCUUCCACUCUUGUUGCUGCUUCUCCAACGUUGAAACUCCCCAGAGCUUUCACUCAAUUUCUUUCCAGUAACACCAUUGGAAACAUCCCUUUUCAUCUCAUCCAACACACUCUUCAUCUCCCUAUUUUCGUUUUCAACAAUCUCCAAGUCCCUUCUCAUCCAAAAACACAUACCCUUCAACACCUGCAAAUCCGUGUCAGAACUGUCCCUGUCCCUGCUCUGUUUGUUAUUAUUAUUCUCUUUGGCUUCCUCAACCCUCUCGAACCCUAUCUUGUUCACCGUCAAAUACGGCAUUUUCGAUCCCAAAUUCCCCGGAAAAUUUACACCCCACCGAAAAUUCAAGAAGAACCCUUUCGUAACGGGCAUCACCGUCCGAGCCAUAACCCUAACCCCAACGACACCACCAUAUUUUGCAUCGUUCUUCUUCCCAACGUCGCAGUUGUCCAUACAAUCAUGGUCUGAUUUGUCUCUGGCACCACGAGGCUCCAAUUUCAAAUCCUGCCAAGCCGAGGAAGCGCCGUCAGGCACAAACCUCUUUUCGAUUUCAGGGGAAGAAGGUGGGGGAGGAAGAGAGACAGAGAGAGGGUGGGUGUUGGGGUCAGAGAAGACUGUUUUGUUGAGAGAGAAGUGACCGAAUUGGGGUUUGAAGUGUAGAAAGAAAGAAGGGAACGGAGGGUGGGUAGGGGAGAGAGAGAAAUUGGCGGAGAAGACGAGAGGAGAGUGGCGUGGAGAACCCAAAAUACCCAACCCCGAUUUCAGCGAGAGAGAGAAAGGGAGAGAGGAGGUUGGGGAGUAAGAGACUCUGAGGGAUGGACCCGAUUGAUAAUUGGUGGAGAGUGAGAAGGAAAACUCGGUGGCGGUGGUGGCUGUGAUUCCCGAAAUAAAGGGGUUGUUAAGUAUAGUAAUGGGUACCUUUGCGCUCAUAAUUUGUGACUGGGUGCUCUUUUGAUUCUCAUCCUCGCCCUGAAACUUGAGGGACAGCUUCAUAUUUGCAGAAGAAGGUGAAGUUGGAACUAGAAUGAAAGGUGAAACAGAACCACCAUGCCAACACCAGACAGAGAAGAUGACGAGGAACUCGUGUUUGGGCCACACUAUUCGUUGAGCCCAAACGCCAGUUUUUUUCUACUUUUUUCUGAAAAAAAAUAAAAAAAUUUAUUUUAGUAGACAAAAAAUUAUUUUAUAAUACGAUUUUUUAACGUCCAAAACAUUGAUUACACAUUACUAAAUAUUAUAAUUUCUAAUAAAAAUCUAUUAUAUAUAGUAUUGAAGGUUAAAAAAAUUCUUUAUAAUAUUUAUAUAAUUCAUUAAAUGGAAAGACAUGAAAUAGGAAGAGAAGGUGUUUCCCGCACACGACACGAGAGCACGCGAAUGGCAGUGGUUGGCUGGAACUGGAACAAACAAAAUAGAAGGUAGACUUGUUUUGGAUGCUUGUAUUGCUCUCUCUCUCUCUCUCGCGUAAGUGUAACGGAAUCAACGAUGAUGAUGGCAACCAUUCAAAUUCAUGUUUCUUCCGCUGCGUCUUUCUUAAAAUCCGAUUCCUCUCCCUCCAUACGCCGAAGCAAAUGCAUUUCACGCUUACCUCCAACUUGGAGGAUCACCAACCACGCCCACGCAACCCAAACUACCUCCCCCAACGGCUCUCCAACCGUCGGCCACACGAACUCUCGCCUUGACCGUAACUAUGGAGCGGAGCAGGGAGAGGCAAAUUCAGACGCGCGCAUCAAAACUAAGAUUGUAUGCACAAUAGGUCCUUCUACAAGCUCACGUGACAUGAUAUGGAAACUGGCUGAAACGGGAAUGAACGUGGCACGUUUGAACAUGUCGCAUGGGGACCACGCAUCGCACCAGAAAACUAUUGAUUUGGUAAAGGAAUACAACGCUCAAUUUCAAGAUAAGGUCUUAGCCAUCAUGCUCGACACCAAGGGUCCUGAAGUUAGAAGUGGGGAUGUACCUCAACCAAUUUUACUUCAAGAGGGUCAAGAAUUCAAUUUGACCAUUAGGAGAGGGGUCAGCACACAAGACACCGUUAGCGUCAAUUAUGAUGAUUUUGUCAAUGAUGUCGAGGUUGGAGACGUCUUACUGGUUGAUGGGGGAAUGAUGUCUCUUGCUGUUAAGUCAAAGACAAAAGACUCGGUUAAAUGUGAAGUUAUUGAUGGUGGAGAACUGAAAUCUAGGCGUCAUUUAAAUGUCCGUGGAAAAAGUGCAACACUUCCUUCCAUAACUGACAAGGACUGGGAAGAUAUCAAGUUUGGGGUGGACAAUCAAGUAGACUUCUAUGCCCUCUCAUUUGUCAAGGAUGCUAGAGUAGUUCACGAGUUAAAAGAAUACCUCAAAAGUCAUAAUGCUGAUAUACACGUGAUUGUAAAAAUUGAAAGUGCAGAUUCCAUUCCAAAUCUUCAUUCAAUACUUUCAGCUUCUGAUGGGGCCCUGGUUGCUCGUGGGGACCUUGGAGCUGAACUUCCAAUAGAGGAAGUUCCUCUAUUGCAGGAGGACAUCAUUAGAAGAUGUCACAGUAUGCAAAAGCCCGUAAUUGUGGCAACAAAUAUGCUCGAAAGCAUGAUUAAUCAUCCCACACCAACAAGGGCAGAAGUCUCAGACAUUGCAAUUGCAGUAAGGCAAGGUGCUGAUGCUAUCAUGCUUUCUGGUGAAACUGCACAUGGAAAAUACCCUUUGAAAGCUGUUAAAGUCAUGCGGGCGGUGGCUCAUAGGAAUGAAUCCAGUGUUGGAAGUGAUGCUGCUUAUCCAAGUCAAUUGAAUCCCCAUAAAAGCAACAUGGGAGAAAUGUUUGCUUUCCAUGCAACAACAAUGUCUAACACUCUUAAUACUCCUAUUAUUGUUUUCACCAGAACAGGAUCCAUGGCUAUUCUUUUGAGCCAUUACAGGCCGUACUCAACAAUAUUUGCAUUCACAAAUGAAGCAAGGAUUAAGCAGAGGUUGGCAGUUUAUCAUGGUGUUAUGCCCAUAUACAUGCAAUUUUCAAAUGAUGCAGAGGAGACCUUCUCUAGAGCCCUCAAGUUAUUAUUGACUAAGGGUCAUUUACAUGAGGGACAGCAUGUUACUAUUGUACAAAGUGGAGCACAACCAAUCUGGCGUGAGGAAUCCACUCACCACAUACAAGUUCGUGAGGUCCAUGGAUAAAAUUCUUCUUUGAAGAGUCGUUGUUCCUCAUAAGUGUACAGUUUUUUUUCCCGCUCACUUAUAACGAGUUAUUCUUACUCUGAAUCAUAGUUAUGCCUAUUAUGCACGUGAAACACCAAUGUUUGGAUAACGCAAAUAGUGACUGUUGAUAAGGAAUUGCCAUAGCCUCCAUGAAGUUCUUUUAUGACUAUAUAUGUUAAACACACUUGUCAUCUUGAUGUUUUAUCUAGGGUAAGAUUGUGUACGUCUGACCCUUAUAUCCCACAACGGUGAGACUUGGAAGCCACAUGCACUGGGAUAACCUUUCUAAUUUAUUUAUCUUUUAAUUUGUUUGAACUACC